AUGUCCUCGGUCUUCUUUGCAAACCUUGGACCACCACCUGUCGAUAGGCCGACACCUGAAGGAUUUCAUUCGGUUGAAUUGAAUAAAACUCGAUGGGUGGUUCCCGAGCGAUACUGCAAUCUGCAAUCAUUGGGUGAAGGAGCAUAUGGAGUUGUUUGCACAGCAGAAUAUCGAUCCACGGGCGAACGAGUGGCCAUAAAGAAGUUUUGUCGUCCAUUCCAAUCAACCAUUCACGCAAAGAGAACUUUUCGAGAAUUGAAACUCCUGCGAACGCUCAAUCACGAUAAUGUAAUUGAUAUGAUUGAUAUUUUCUCUCCUGAUCCCGAUGUUCGAUGUUUGAAUGACGUAUACUUUGUCAGUAUUCUGAUUGGAGCCGACUUGCAAAACAUUAUGAAGAUCCAGAGACUGAAUGACGAACAAAUCCAGCUUCUUAUCUAUCAGAUUCUCCGAGGACUCAAGUACAUUCACUCAGCCGGAAUCAUUCAUCGUGAUCUCAAACCGAGCAACAUUGCUGUCAAUGAGCGUUGUGAAGUCAAAAUCCUCGACUUUGGUCUCGCAAGACCGGCUGACAUUGAAAUGACAGGAUAUGUGGCUACAAGGUGGUAUCGAGCUCCAGAAAUCAUGCUGAAUUGGAUGCAUUACUCACAAACUGUCGAUGUCUGGUCUGUCGGUUGUAUCAUGGCUGAGCUGGUUUCUGGAAAACCAGUUUUUCCUGGAGACGAUCACAUUGAUCAAUUGACGAGAAUCAUGGGUGUCGUUGGGACGCCAAAAGAUGAAUUUCUGGGAAAGAUUCAAUCGGAUGAAGCUAGGAAUUACAUACGUAAUCUUCCUCGUAUGCCUCGUCAAUCAUUCCGAAUGCUUUUCCCAAAUGCGAGUGCCGAUGCGGUUGAUCUUUUGGAGAGGAUGCUUGUGCUUGAUCCGGAUAACAGAAUUACUGUACUUGAGGCUUUACGCCAUGAUUAUGUGAAAGAAUGGUGGGCACCCGAGGAUGAACCGGUUGCUGAUCAAAUGGUGUCAACCGAUGCCGAAGAGGAAUCGGCGGUGACUCUCGAUGAUUGGAGAGAGUUAAUUUGGCGUGAGAUGACGAUCUUUUCUCAAUCAAAUCGUCGUCUCAGUUGUUUCUCGAGUGUUCGCGAGAUUGAAGAGACAAUUCGACCACUUCCAACCCAUCAA
Messenger RNA from Mesorhabditis belari, 1173 nucleotides. The record is from the annotation of a GenBank genome assembly. Lineage: Eukaryota; Metazoa; Nematoda; Chromadorea; Rhabditida; Rhabditidae.